Molecule: messenger RNA, 2269 nt
Organism: Pieris napi
Lineage: Eukaryota; Metazoa; Arthropoda; Insecta; Lepidoptera; Pieridae
Gene: fwe
Product: calcium channel flower
Exons: 5
Coding region: 56-634 (192 amino acids)
Biological process (GO): vesicle-mediated transport
Cellular component (GO): membrane
Source: RefSeq, a predicted model, not a curated record
AUUGUUGAUUGUGCAAUUUGACAAGUCAGUGCCAAGGCGAUUGAUUUUUUCAAAGAUGUCCUUUGCAAACAAGAUUACUAUGUUAUGGGCCCGUCCGGGAACCGACAAUGACCAAAAAGAUGAUGUACCUUGGACAUUACGCUACGCUGGUCGAGGGUUGGGGACGAUUGGCAGUUUUAUUGCCAUCAUACUGGGAUUACUUAACUGCACUGGUAUUUUAGUUUUCCAAGUUGGUUGCUUGAUAGCAGGUGUGUGGCAAAUGCUUGCAGGAUUCAUAGUGAUUGUGUGUGAAGCACCGUGCUGUUGCUUCUUCAUAGAUUAUGUGCAAGCUCUUUCUGAUAAAAUGGAGGGACGGCCCUAUUGGAACAAAGCAGCUCUAUACAUUGGGCUAUCUCUUCCACCAUUCUUCUUGUGCUUACUGAGUGUGAGCACAUUGUUAGGCAGUGGAAUGAUAUUUGCUACAGGAAUUAUUUACGGCAUGAUGGCUCUUGGUAAAAAAGCUUCGAUCGAUGAAAUGAGAACGUCAGCGGCGACGUUAGAAGCCGGUGGUUUCCAGCCAAACUCAGCGCCGCGAGCCAACCUUGUUAGAAACGAACAACCAUUCAGCUUUACUGGACCACCUCUCAAUAACUGACCUCCAUUAACUUAGUGAGUGUAUCCUAUAGUUACUUGAUGAAUUAUGUUUUUGAAAAUUAAAGUUGUUCUUGAGGAAUUUAAUGUAUAUGACAGGAGACAUGUGUGUUACCUUAAUUAAUUUAGAUCUUCAAAUUAUUUAUGCAUGUAACGGUUUGUGUGCUCAAAAAUUUUGACUUUCAAUGAAUUUAAAAUAUUUAGUUCAAAUCUAGUUGUAUUUAGAUGAUUUUAAUCCAAGGCUAUAAAGCAUUUAAGCUAUAUCAUAUUAACUGAUAAAUCUUAAUUGUUAUUUUAAGAUAGUAUUAGAGUUUCUAAUAGUCAUUUAAAUAACAAUCAUAAAACUGUUGUGUUAAAAAAUAUUGUACAGAAUGAAUUGAUAUUUAUAGUCCAACAUAAACUCUUACAUAUUUUGCUAGACAUAUUUCUCUAAUUACAUUCAAGUCUCUUCUUGAUGAGACAUUUCUCUUUGGAAAAUAUUAAAAUUUCUGGACCAGUUCAAUAUUCAAGGUAAAAUACUUUUUCUAUAUUCAUGUGAAAGUAUUGUACUUGAGUUUUUAUUGAGAUUCUUGUUUAAACUUAUUAUAUUUUCAAAAGGAAGAUUUAUGCAACACAAUAAAAGACAACAUUUAUUGACUUACUCUAAAAUUAUUGUAUAUCCAAAGGUUUACUUACUUCAUAUAAAUUGAGUGUAGCUAAUUAGUAAUUUUUAAAUUGAUGCGACUGAUAUUUAUUUUGUGAUAUGUUGUAAAACCUUUUAAUGUGUGUGACUUCUUACAUACAAAUAUAAAGGCUGUUAUAACUACUUCACUAUGACUUAAGUUAUUUAUAUUAGUAAAUGAUGUUUUGUAGUGAAAAAUUUGUCUUAGUUUGCUAUUAAUGUUCUAGGCAACCAGAUUUAUUUUAUAGUGAAAUAAUCAUAAUCAGAAAAAUUAAAAUUAUAAGUAUAAUAAAAUACAACCACCAUACAAAUGCAAUAUUGUAUCAUGUAGGUGAAAUUGGUUAUUCAACUACCAGCCACCUAUUGCAAUACAUGCAAAAUUUUUGUUUGCAUAACUUGGUAAUAUACAAUUUUUUUAUUGAACAUGUUCUGCUACUAACAGCAGAAUUGAUGAUGGGCACUUUAUAAAUCAUAUCUUAUGCAAAAAAUUCUUAUAAACUUAUUAUUAUAGUAAGUUGCAUCAUGUAAUCAAAUCUAAGUUAUUAGUAAGACUAAAUACAUAAUAGUAUGUGAAAGCAGUUGAGAAAUGUGGACCGUUGCUGGUUUUGAGGUUGCUAAAAUGUUACAUUUCCUUUUUUGUUAUGUUGACAAAACUUAUGAAAAUAUUAAAAUAUAACUUUUGUGAAUAAAAGAAAAGACAUUAAGCAAAUAAGAAUUAUAUUACUUUGCAUAAACGCCACGCUGGUACCCUUUCCGUAGACUCUAUUAAAUAAUGAAAUAUAGCCAAAUUAUUAUUUGAUCGUAUGCAUUCCAAAUAAGGGUCUUGUACUAUUAACUUUCUAGCACCAAUCCUUGAAAUAAAUGUCAAUUUACCAGCUCGAGAGUUUGUAAGGUUAAUAUGUAGAAAUACUAUUUGUAUAAGUGCCAUUAGGUCUUAAUAUUUCAUUAUCAUUUCCUAUUGACUAUAAAAAAAUUGUA